AGCGCCGUCUGCUCUUCUUCGCCGCCGUCGUCUUCUUCCUGCUCUGCUUCGCUGGUCGUUCAGAGAUAAGACAGUCCUCGUUUCCUGGAUCUGAAGUUCCUCAACGAACUUUGGCGGUAUAUCCUUCUACUCUCUCGGAUCUCGGCCGUGAACACCUAGGAGACCGAGACCCAUCUCGGUUCGGUGACUGAGUGGAUAUCAGGCACUCAAGCAAGCCGGCCCAUCUUUGGCAAUUAAUGCAGCAAUAAUCAACCCCCCAAAGGCAGGCAAAAUGGCCAAGACACUCCUCGAAAGACUUCGGGUCCGGGACGACAACGAGCACGGCUACGAGACCACGAAAUGGAUCAACCCGGACAUUGCACCGCUUCCCCCGAGUAGGCGGACUUGGGGCAUGUGGGCCUUUCUUGGCUUCGGAUCCAUCUCCAACCUAUGCAUCUCGGCCUGGACGGGCGCGGCGUCUCUCCUGUCACUGGGCCUCACCAUCCCGCAGACGAUGGGCCUCAUGAUCCUCGCCAGGGCGCUCAUCUGCCUACUUGUUAUCGGCAACGGCUGGAUGGGCUCCGAGUGGCACAUUGGAUUCACCGUCUCUCAAAGAAUCAUCCUUGGUAUGAACGGGGCCUACAUCGGGCAGCUCAUCCGGAUCAUGCUAUCGAUCGUCUGGUACGGGUCACAGGCCUGGCUGGGCGGCCUUUGCGUCUCCGCAAUGCUCAGCAGCUGGAGCUACAACUUCCUGACGAUGGAGAACACGCUCCCGGAGAGCGCCCACAUGGUAACCAGGGACCUCGUGGGCUUCGUCAUCUUCCACCUCAUCUCGGUGCCUUUUCUUCUCAUCAGGGUUGAAAAGGCAAAAGUGCCCGUCAUCAUCGCCAACCUCAUCGUCUUCGUCACCAUGAUGGGCAUCACCAUCUGGGCAUGCCAGACCGGCGGCACGGGGCCCCUGUUCGAGUCGGGCGCCAGACAGGCCUCGGCUUUAACCAAGGAAUGGGCCUGGGUCUACGGCAUCAUCGCCUCGGUCGGCAACAUCUCGGCCGGCAUCCUCAACCAGAGCGACUUCACCCGUUUCGCGCGCCGUCAGGGGAUCCAGGUCCCGGGCAUCGUCUUCUCGCUCUUCGUCCCGGGCAUGAUCGUCCCCGUAUUCGCCAUCCUGACGGCGUCGGCCUCGAUGGCCAUCUGGGACCUGGAGGAGCCCAUGUGGAACCCGCUGACGGUUAUCACGCAGUGGAUGGUGGACGACUACAGCGCAAAGGCCCGCGCCGGCGCCUUCUUCUGCAGCCUGGGCUUCAUCCUCGGCCAGAUCGCCGAGAACAUCCUCGGCAACGGCUACGCCGCCGGCAUGGACCUCGCGGGCCUCCUCCCGACCUGGAUCACCAUCCGGCGCGGCGCGCUGCUGGCGGCUGCCCUCUCGUGGGCCGUCCAGCCGUGGGAGUUCUACAACACAGCUAGUGUCUUCGUUUCCGUGGCCGCCAGCUUCUCCGUCUUCAUGGGCCCGCUGACGGGCAUCAUGAUGACGGACUACUUUGUCGUCCGCCGGCAGAAGAUCGAGAUGAGCCAGCUGUACACCGGAUCCAAAGAGGGCGCCUACUGGUACACAUACGGCUUCAACUGGAGGGCCUUUGUCGCUUGGGUCGUCUGCUUCGUGCCCGCCAUGCCCGGGAUGAUCGCGGCGGUCAAUCCGAGCGUCAAGAUCAGCGACGGGCUCUACAAAUACUACCUCGGUAACUACAUCUUUGGCUUCCUCGAGGCCGGGACGCUCUAUGCGGUCCUGACUUUUGUGUUCAAGCCGAAAAGGAUCGGGUACCAGGAUGACUUUGACAUCUACGGGACGUUCGAUGAAGACGUUGCCAUCAAGAAGGGCAUGGCACCUUUUGAAAGACCGAAGAGGGUGGAUGGGCCCAUCGAGGGUACACCCGUGGAUAUUGACGACGACCGUGCCAAAAGGGCGGCUCUUCCGUAGAUAGAUACCGUGGGAACCCGUUCUGGCUUCUCUUCGUUUCAAAUCUCCUCAAACCUGUCCUAUUUGCGUUGUACUGCCCCGUAUCAAGAACUGAUGUAUAUAUGCCGCGGCAAUCUUGAUACAAGAUCCUUUCUAUUGCAUUAUACCAGGCAAACUGAC
This is a messenger RNA of Colletotrichum destructivum, 2113 nucleotides long. Its product is annotated as Putative purine-cytosine permease. Gene Ontology annotation, molecular function: nucleobase transmembrane transporter activity. The record is from RefSeq and is a predicted model, not a curated record. Bases 272 to 1954 code for a protein of 560 amino acids. NCBI's taxonomy places the organism in Eukaryota, Fungi, Ascomycota, Sordariomycetes, Glomerellales, Glomerellaceae. The transcript is spliced from 4 exons. Gene Ontology annotation, biological process: nucleobase transport; transmembrane transport. Gene Ontology annotation, cellular component: plasma membrane.